AUGGCAAUGCUGAAAGGAGUGCGCAAUGUUUUCAAUAUUUCUCCACGUUUUGCUGCGGUUUAUUUCAAAAAUGUUGUACGUGGUUUAAGCUCAGAACCUCCACUAACCAGUGAGCAGUACCCUGACCUGAAACGUGGUCCCUACAGCGAGGUAACCAAUGAUGAUUUAGCAAAAUUUUCUUCAAUUCUUGACCCACAUAGGGUAGUACAAGACCCAGAGGAAAUUGCACCUCGGAAUAUGGACUGGAUGAAAAGUCUACGUGGAACAAGCAACGUUUUGUUGAAGCCAAAAACUACCCAAGAAAUUUCCGAGAUUUUGGCAUAUUGUAAUUCCAGGAAAAUUGCAGUGGUUCCACAAAGUGGAAACACUGGUUUGGUUGGGGGUAGUAUGCCAGUCUUUGACGAAGUGAUUUUGUCGUUAGGAUUAAUGGAUAAUAUUAUCAGCAUCGAUGAUAUUUCUGGGAUUUUGGUUUGCCAAGCCGGUUGCAUCUUGGAAAAGUUGGAUCAGUUCCUGUCAGAGAGAGGGUUCAUGAUGCCAUUAGAUUUAGGCGCAAAAGGAAGCUGCAUGAUUGGUGGAAAUAUUGCUACAAAUGCUGGAGGUCUGAGGCUCCUACGAUAUGGUUCCCUUCAUGGAACUGUGUUGGGGCUAGAAGCAGUUCUUCCCAAUGGACAGAUAAUCGAUACAUUAUCUACAUGUCGUAAGGACAACACUGGAUACCACCUUAAACAUAUGUUUAUAGGAUCUGAAGGUACAUUGGGGGUUAUAACUGCAGCAUCUAUAAUGGUCCCCUACUUACCCCGGUCUAUCAAUGUAGCAUUGUUGGGAUGUCAAAGUUUUGAAGAUCUUCAACGUAUUUUCAAAGCAGCAAAGUCGAUGUUAGGUGAAGUUUUAUCUGCAUUUGAAAUGAUGGACUACGAUAGUGUGAAGGCAAGUGAAUUCAUUGGUCUGCAAAACCCUAUUGGAGAAAAUAACUUUUAUGCAUUGAUUGAGACAUCGGGUUCGGAUGCAGCUCACGAUGAAGAGAAACUGACAGCAUUAAUGGAAUGGUUGAUGAAUGAAGAUUUGGUACAAGACGGUACUAUUGCAACAGAUAAACAAAAGAUGACCAAUAUCUGGGCUGUUCGUGAGAAUAUUGCAGCUGGCCUGUUGGAAAUUGGUUAUGUGUACAAAUACGAUGUCUCAAUACCUGUACCAAGAUUAUACGAGAUUGUGGAAGACCUUCGGAAUAAGAUUGGUGACAAGGUUAUAACAAUUGUCGGCUAUGGUCACAUUGGUGAUGGUAACCUACACUUGAACAUUGUCACUGAAGAACAUGACCCUAAAGUACACCAACUGUUGGAACCUUACAUCUUUGAAUGGGUUCGAGAUUGUGAAGGAAGUAUCAGUGCAGAGCAUGGGAUUGGAUUUAAAAAGACAAAAUAUUUACAUUAUUCAAAGUCAAUGGAAUGCAUCAAUAUUAUGAAAGAUUUGAAAAAGAUGUUUGAUCCAAAUGGUAUACUGAAUCCAUAUAAAGUGCUUCCUAAUAAGUAA
Molecule: messenger RNA, 1530 nt
Organism: Paramuricea clavata
Lineage: Eukaryota; Metazoa; Cnidaria; Anthozoa; Malacalcyonacea; Plexauridae
Source: the annotation of a GenBank genome assembly